Molecule: messenger RNA, 1794 nt
Organism: Oppia nitens
Lineage: Eukaryota; Metazoa; Arthropoda; Arachnida; Sarcoptiformes; Oppiidae
Gene: ICA69
Product: islet cell autoantigen 1-like
Exons: 4
Coding region: 190-1746 (518 amino acids)
Biological process (GO): regulation of transport
Cellular component (GO): Golgi apparatus
Molecular function (GO): protein domain specific binding
Source: RefSeq, a predicted model, not a curated record
UUAUUUACGACUGUUUUCAAAAUCCAGUGAUUGACAGACUCUUUGAGUUGUCGUUGGAAUCGAUUUGAGUGACAGUUGUGUUGGCAUUGAGUGAUACCAUCAAUGAAUACCAUGUCUUCGUAGACAUUGUUUGUCAUCAUUUAGUCAUCCAAUUGAGUGGUGAAUCAAUCAAUCAAUCAAUCGUUGCAAAUGUCAAACUCCAAUGGUCUGUACGGUCAGUCCUAUGACCGAUACGUCGAGCGAUACGAUGACUCUGCGCUCUCGAAAAUGCAAUUACAUUACUGGCAAACAAAACAGACAUUCCUUCGCAAACUCAAAGGCAAAGAAGAUGACUGUAUUAUCGCAUCCGAUGCUGAACUCGACGCCAAACUUGAGUUAUUGCGAUCAAUAGACGAGUCGUGUCAGAACUUGAUCUCAGUUCUCGAGGCAUAUCAGGACCGUAUAUGUGGCUUAGCUCACGAGGAAUCAGCCGCCGGACGAUUUCUCAAAGAGUGUGCCAAACUUGAUAAGACACGCGCCGGCAAAAUGAUGUCGGCCUCGGGUAAAACACUUUGCUAUACCGCACAACAGCGCAUCCAAUUGAGAAAUCCAUUGGUCCGACUCUAUCAAGAAGUUGAGACAUUUCAAUACCGUGCUGUGGCCGACACUAUGCUUACCAUUGAUAAGAUGGAGUCGGCCCGCACUGCAUACAGAGCUGCAUUGCUUUGGAUGAAAGACAUUUCACAACAGUUAGAUCCGGAUACUUAUAAACAAUUGGAAAAGUUUCGUAAAGUCCAGAGUCAUGUCCGCAAAACCAAAGCCCGUUUUGAUCGCUUGAAAAUUGAUUGCAUUCAAAAAGUCGAUCUCUUGAGUGCUUCGCGUUGUAAUAUGUAUUCAAACGCUUUGGUCGGCUAUCAGAACACAUCACUACUAUUUUGGGAAAAGACGGCUAAAACUAUGAAUGCCGUCUCCGACACAUUCAAGGGUUACCAAUACUAUGAGUUUACGACAUUAAAAGAGUUGACUGAAACCAGUCGAAAAUUGGCUGAAGAGACCUCUCAGGAUGCGGACAUUCGCAAGAUUUUCGAUGAUAAUGACGAUGAAGACAAGGAUCGUCUCAUAUUCUUUGAUGCCGACUAUAGAGAUGAUGACACACGAAAACCAGCGAAUAAAGAGAACAAAAAGAGUAAAUCCAGUGGAAAGAAGUUAUUGAGUAACAGUCAAAAUAAAUCCAAAAAGAGUGGUUCGGCCGAUGCAAAGGCAAACAAUUCAUUACUUGAUCUCAAUUUUGAUCAAAACUCAGAUAAAUGCGUUAAAAAAGACUCUAAAUCUAUUGAAGAGCAACAAAAUGCAGAUAUUCUUACAUUAAGUGAUGGAAAAUUGGAUGACAUGAGCUUAUUGAGUGAAAUAUUGAACGCACCGACCACUCCAGUCAUUGGUGCCAAUGUUAGUGCCGGUGCUAAACACAGUCCCACUAGUUUUGACGCAUUUAUGCCGAGUCAGCUCAUUGACUUGAAUCCAUUGAAUUUCACUACAAAUCCAAUGAAUGCAUCCAUUCCUCAAUUGAAUGCACCAAUAAAUCCAAUGAACACCAAAAUGGAUGGACAGAAGGAUAAUAAGAAACCUAAUUUGAAAGCAAAUAAAGAUAAAGCCAAACCGGGUGACAGUAUAGCCUCGUGGCUCAAUCUAUUUGCUGAUUUGGAUCCACUCGCCAAUCCCGAUGCUAUCGGCAAAAAAGCCGACCAAAUUGAUGACCGAAAUUGUUAAAACAAUUGCACUAAAAAUUUCUAGUCUUCUAGUUAUGAUAAUUAUUGA